This is a messenger RNA of Cannabis sativa, 3578 nucleotides long. RefSeq lists its product as uncharacterized. Gene Ontology annotation, biological process: DNA integration. NCBI's taxonomy places the organism in Eukaryota, Viridiplantae, Streptophyta, Magnoliopsida, Rosales, Cannabaceae. The transcript has 7 exons. Gene Ontology annotation, molecular function: nucleic acid binding. The record is from RefSeq and is a predicted model, not a curated record. Bases 51 to 3578 code for a protein of 1175 amino acids.
UGUUCAAAAGACUUCACAUUAACAUUCCUUUUGCUGAAGCUUUAGAGCAGAUGCCAAGUUAUGUGAAGUUUAUGAAGGAAAUCCUAUCAAAGAAGAGAAAGAUGGAGGACUAUGAGACAGUUGCUCUAAGUGAAGAGUGCAGCGCCAUCCUACAAAAGAAACUCCCUCCUAAACUCAGAGAUCCAGGGAGUUUCACUAUUCCUUGUACUAUAGGAAAAAUUGAGGGAAUAAAUGCACUUUGUGACUUGGGAGCUAGCAUUAACUUGAUGCCUCUAUCGGUGUUUAAAAGACUGCAGUUGGGUGAAGCAAAGCCAACAACAGUAACUCUCCAAUUGGCGGACCGAUCACUAGCCCAUCCUAGAGGAGUCAUUGAGGAUGUGUUAGUUAAGGUUGAUAAGUUCAUCUUUCCAGCUGAUUUCAUCGUUUUGGAUAUGGAAGAAGAUAGCAAUGUCCCAAUUAUUCUUGGGAGACCAUUCUUGGCAACUGGCCAAGCCUUAAUCGAUGUUCAGAAGGGUGAAUUAAAGCUGAGAGUCCAAGGAGAAGAAGUGGUCUUUAAUGUGCUAAAGGCUAUGUCGUACCCAAAGGCAAGUGAUAACUGCUUCUUUAUUGAUUUGAUUGAUGAAAUGGUGAGUGAGAAAAAGCUGCUAGAUGAUCCUCUUGAACUAAGUCUAACUGAAGAUGAAUUGACGGAGCAAGAAGGACAAGAGGUCAUGGGGUAUGUGAAGUGGCUUGAUUCCUAUGGGCCUUUGAACAGAAGAUACUUUGAGGAAUUGGGAGCGGUUCCAAAAGAGCUGAAGCCAUCUACUGAAAAGCCCCCAGAACUUGAAUUGAAGGUGCUUCCUAGUCACUUGAGGUAUGAGUUUUUGGGUCAAGAUAAAAAGCUGCCAGUUAUUGUUUCAGCUUCUCUCUCUGAUGUGGAAACUGAUAGACUUUUGAGGGUACUUCGAGCUCAUAACAAGGCCAUCGCUUGGACACUAGGAGAUGUUAAAGGAAUCAGUCCUUCAACAGUGAUGCAUCGAAUUCUCAUGGAAGACAACGCCAAACCAACUAUUGAUGCUCAAAGAAGACUCAAUCCACCCAUGAAAGAAGUAGUCAGAAAAGAAGUAGUUAAGUGGUUGGAUGCUGGAGUUGCUUAUCCUAUUUCAGAUAGUAAGUGGGUUAGCCCGGUGCAAGUGGUCCCGAAGAAAGGUGGAAUGACGGUGAUCAAGAAUGAAAAGAAUGAGUUGAUUCCUACAAGAACAGUCACCGGUUGGAGGAUCUGCAUCGAUUAUAGGAAACUCAACAAAGCAACAAGAAAAGAUCACUUCCCUUUGCCCUUCAUUGAUCAAAUGCUAGACAGAUUAGCGGGGCAAGAAUAUUACUGUUUUCUUGAUGGAUAUUCUGGAUACCACCAGAUAGCUAUAGCACCUGAAGAUCAGGAGAAGACUACUUUCACAUGUCCCUAUGGUACCUUUGCUUUCAGAAGAAUGCCCUUCGGCUUGUGCAACGCCCCUGCCACUUUUCAAAGGUGUAUGAUGGCUAUCUUUUCAGAUUUGAUUGAAUCUUGUAUUGAAAUUUUUAUGGAUGAUUUCUCAGUGUUUGGUUCUUCCUUUGAUCAUUGUUUGGAAAACCUGGAAAAAGUACUAACAAGGUGCGAGAAGUCUAACUUGGUGUUAAACUGGGAGAAGUGUCACUUUAUGGUAACAGAAGGAAUUGUUCUUGGGCACAAAAUUUCAAAAGCAGGAAUUGAGGUGGAUAAGGCAAAGGUCUCAACAAUAGAAAAUUUGCCACCUCCAGUUUCUGUAAAAGGAGUGAGGAGUUUCCUGGGACAUGCUGGCUUCUACCGCAGAUUUAUCAAGGACUUCUCUAAAAUCUCAAAACCUUUAUCGAGCUUACUUGUAAAUGGAGUUCCAUUUGAGUUCGGAGAAGAUUGUUUAAAAGCUUUCAAGAUUUUAAAGGAGAAAUUGAUUACAGCACCGAUAGUAACUUCACCAAAUUGGGAACUGCCGUUUGAGUUGAUGUGUGAUGCUAGUGACUAUGCCAUUGGAGCGGUUCUGGGUCAAAGAGUUGACAGAGUAUUCCACACAAUCUACUAUGCUAGUAGAACUCUGAAUGACGCUCAAUUAAACUACGCCACUACAGAGAAAGAAAUGCUGGCAAUAGUGUUUGCUUGUGACAAAUUUCGACCCUACCUAAUUGGAAAUAAGGUAAUUGUUUACACAGAUCAUUCAGCAAUCAAAUACCUUAUGACCAAGAAGGAUGCAAAACCAAGACUGAUUCGGUGGGUACUCUUACUUCAAGAGUUCGACUUAGAGAUAAAAGAUAAAAAGGGCACCGAGAACCUGGUAGCAGACCAUUUGUCAAGAUUAGAGCUGCAAGAGAGUCAGAAUACAAAGGAGUACAUUCUUUUGGCUGUUGAUUAUGUGUCCAAAUGGGUCGAAGCUUCAGCUACACCUCAAAAUGAUGGAAAGACAGUUCUCCGCUUCUUACAAAAGAACAUUUUUACUCGGUUUGGUACUCCUCGAGCAAUAGUAAGCGAUGAAGGGAGCCACUUCUGUAACAAGCAGUUUGAAGCACUCCUCUCAAGAUAUGGUGUUCGACAUCGAACUGCUUUACCAUACCAUCCCCAAAGUAAUGGCCAAGCUGAAAUCUCUAACCGAGAGAUUAAGAUGAUUCUGGAGAAAACAGUGGGAGAAAAGAUCGUUACGAAUUUGAAUGAGCUAGAUGAGUUUCGGAACGAAGCCUAUGAAAACGCGAAGAUAUACAAGGAGAGAACUAAAAAGUGGCACGAUCAAGGUCUAAUACGGAAAGAGUUUCAACCAGGACAGCAAGUGUUACUCUUCAAUUCAAGGUUGAAACUGUUUCCUGGAAAGCUGAAAUCAAGAUGGUCGGGACCAUUCACGGUGGUCAAGGUGUUUCCUUAUGUAGCGGUGGAGUUAAAAGGUGAAAGUCCAACAACUUUCAAAGUCAAUGGACAAAGGUUAAAGCUCUACUUGGGAGGGUACAACAUUAACAUUGGACAAGUCAUAAGGCAGAGCAUUGACCAAAUCGUGCAAGGAGCCACGGGAGGUGGUUUCGGUUUGGCAGGGGUUAUCACGGAACUCUGCGGGGCAUAUAAAGUUCCCCAGUUAGAGUUUGACAACACGGUGUUGCCACUUCGUAAGAUGGACAUCGCCUUUGUCAACAGGCUGAAAGAGCCACACCCCUAUGGGCAGCCACCACCUGAUGCACCGCAAGGGCGCAGGCGUAUGGCAAUCACUCGUUCAUCUUCAUCCCCUUCUCCAGUUCUCAAACAGAAAUCAAAAAUGGGCAAGAAAUCUUUGGCCAACAAAUCCAAGGGUAAACGCCCAAUCAUUGAUGAUUUUGAUUCUGAUUUUGAAGCUCCAAUGCCGAAGCGUGUGAGACCCCAUUCUUCGAAGAAAACGAAGCUGAACUUGGAGGAGCCCACGCUUCCAGAAAUUUCUGGGAAAAAAUUUCAAAAAUCUAUUACACAUGCUGAAGAUCGGACUGAGGUUAUGUGUUUUGUUUUCGUUUUUGGUGUUUUCAAUCAGUCUUCGGUAGUUUCUUUUCAGUUUUUAAAUAGUUUGUUACUGGGUUAG